ACUCAUUCCGACAAAGGCAUAGAUCAACUCAUUACAUUCUGUGCUUCAGUUCCACCAUGACACAUGCCAUUCUAUUGCUUGGAUUUAUAGCAAUAGCACAUUUUAGUGGUUCUCAAGCUGAAAAUGCCUUCAUAGAAUACUGGGAAGAACAUAUUGGUCUUCCACACCCACCACACUGGUUAGCUGCAAAGGCUACUUCAUUAAACGCACAUCAAGAGGCGGUGUUUGUGAGACUUAUAGAGAAAAAGGAAUUGUCUUCCCAACUGCGCUUGUUCUGUAAGCAAGCUAAUGUUGCUUGUUCUACAAAUGCACAGGUGAAUAACACAACUAGCAACACCACCUUGCCACCAUUAGCCCAAUGGAAUGAAGCGAAACUAAAAUAUAAUUUUCCAAGUGAAUCACCCCUUUCGGUUGCCAGACAAGGUGGAUUGCCAUAUUUUCGGGAGUCAAUGGUAAAAGAGGGAGGUUUCAUAUCCAUCCCUGAUCUAAGGGACCCAAUAUCAUAUAAAUCAUUCUUGCCACGAUCUCUGGCAUCAAAAAUCCCAUUUUCCUUUGCCCAAAUUGAGGAAUUAAGGAAGCUUUUUGGUGUGGAAGAUGAAUCAAACAUGGAUGAAUAUAUUCAAGACACCCUCAGGAUAUGUGAGAAGAGUCCCAUUACAGGUGAGAAGAGAACUUGUGUAACUUCUGCCGAGGAUCUUAUUGAUCUUGUCGUCCAGGAAUUAGGGCACUAUGUUCAUUUAUGGAGUACUGAAAGCGUUGAAGGAUCUUAUGAGAAUGUCACAAUUGGAGCUGUGAAACUCAUAUAUGGAAAUCUUUUUGAAUCACCAGCCUUGUGUCAUAGCCAGCCAUUCAUAUUUCAGGUCUAUUACUGCCAUAUGUUACAGAAAGUAAAAGUAUAUACAGUUGAUAUACUUGCUAAGAAGAAAGUGAAUCAUGUGAUCAUGGCAUGCCACUAUGACACAUCAACUUGGAACCCAAAUCAUAUUGCUUUUAAGUUAUUGGGUUUUGGGCCAGGCAGAAUCGAGGUUUGUCAUUGGAUAAAUGAGAAUGGAAUAGUCUGGACAAAAACUUUAGGUUGAGAAGAGAUUGAAGAUUUGAAUUUCUUCCAUUUCUCUUAUUUGUGUUACAUAUUGCUGCUUAUCUUAUGCUCUAUGAGGGAUAAAUAAUUAACCAUUUUGGUUUUCUUGUUA
Molecule: messenger RNA, 1190 nt
Organism: Macadamia integrifolia
Lineage: Eukaryota; Viridiplantae; Streptophyta; Magnoliopsida; Proteales; Proteaceae
Product: polygalacturonase-1 non-catalytic subunit beta-like
Exons: 2
Coding region: 57-1079 (340 amino acids)
Source: RefSeq, a predicted model, not a curated record